AUCAGUGCUGAGGGAUGGAGCACAUGCUCUGCCUGGUCUGUGCUGCCUGCUUCUGAGCUCAAGGCCCUGCCCAGACUCUCACCCACUGCCCGUUUCCCUGGUGUAAAUCCCCAUCAAUGAGGUUCUUUCGCCUCACCUUCAAGUGCUUUGUGGAUUGCUUCUGAGAUUACAUCCUGAUUCCCACCCAGACCCAGAGCCAGCUUCCCGACCCAGCACCCAUCUCAGUCUUCCAUCGCAGAGCCCUGCCACCAGCCUCGUGUCAUGGCUCCAGUGUCUGCCGAAACAUCUUCAGAGGGCAGUGAGUGCUCAGAGGUAGCCGAGCCAGAAAGUGCUGAGCCAAUCAGUGGCCCAGGGGAGUCCACCCUCGACGAGAGUGCCAUCACUGUCCCUCUGGUGGUACCCAUCGGGCCGACAAAGCUGUCCUUUCCUGAGCGAGAGACCUGGACCCGCCAGAUGGAUUUCAUCAUGUCAUGCGUUGGUUUUGCUGUAGGGUUGGGCAACGUCUGGCGCUUUCCAUACCUCUGCUACAAAAAUGGAGGAGGUGUCUUUCUGAUUCCUUACCUGCUGAUCGUUUUCGUUGGGGGGAUCCCUGUCUUUUUCCUGGAGGUGGCCCUGGGACAGUUUAUGAAGCAAGGUGGAAUUUCAGCCUGGAACAUUGCUCCCCUGUUUAAAGGUUUGGGCCUGGCCUCCAUGGUCAUUGUCUUCUUCUGUAACUCUUACUAUAUUAUGAUCCUCGUCUGGGGUGUCUUCUACUUGGCCCACUCACUGACAGAGACGCUGCCGUGGGCCACGUGUGGCCACUCGUGGAACACUCCCCAGUGCACGGAGCUUUUUGGUUUGAGCGACUGCGGCAACAACACCCACAACGGCAGCACCGCCAGAAACUGCAGCAGCCUGGCUGACCAGCGCUCUCCCGUCAUUGAGUUCUGGGAGAACAAAGUACUGCAGAUUUCAGGAGAUCUGGGUGAUCCAGGAAAGAUCAGCUGGCAGCUGAUCCUAUGCUUGCUUGUAACUUGGGUCAUUGUUUAUUUCUGCAUCUGGAAGGGGGUCAAGUCAACUGGGAAGGUGGUCUAUUUCACUGCACUGUUCCCUUAUGUGGUGCUUAUCCUUCUGCUCUUGCAUGGAGUGACGUUGCCUGGCGCACUGGAUGGGAUCAUUUACUACCUGAAACCUGACUGGUCCAAGCUUGCUGUGGCCCAGGUAUGGAUUGAUGCUGGUACCCAGAUCUUCUUCUCAUAUGCUAUUGGGCUGGGAGCCCUGACAGCACUUGGCAGCUACAAUCGCUUCCACAACAACUGUUACAGGGAUGCAUAUCUCUUGGCCGUGAUCAACAGUUCCACCAGCUUCUUCGCUGGCUUUGUAGUAUUUUCAGUAUUGGGCUUCAUGGCAUCAGAGCAAGGGGUAGACAUCUCCCAGGUGGCAGAGUCAGGUCCUGGCUUGGCCUUCAUUGCCUAUCCCAAAGCUGUAACACUGAUGCCGCUGUCUCCACUUUGGGCUACCCUGUUUUUCUUCAUGCUUCUUGUCUUGGGUCUAGACAGCCAGUUUGUGGGCGUAGAAGGCUUCAUCACCGGUAUCCUAGACCUGUUUCCACAGCCAGCAGCAGCCUCACCCCGCAGGGAGAUCACAGCCGCCAUCUGCUGCCUUGCCUGCUGUGUCAUUGAUCUCUCCAUGGUGACUCAGGGCGGGAUGUACGUCUUUCAGCUGUUCGACAAUUAUUCUGCAAGUGGAAUCACAUUGCUCUGGCAAGCCUUUUGGGAGUGUGUGGUGGUUGCCUGGGUUUAUGGAGCCGACCGCUUCAUGGAUGACAUCGCCCGGAUGAUUGGGUACCGGCCUCUGCCCUACAUGAAGUGGUGCUGGUUAUUCAUUACUCCCAUGGUGUGUGUGGGCAUCUUCCUGUUCCACGUGGUAAACUAUCAGCCACUGACUUACAACAAGACCUAUGUCUACCCCUGGUGGGGGGAGGCUAUUGGCUGGAUGCUGGCCCUUUCCUCCAUGCUUUGCAUCCCCUGCACUGUCACUUACAAACUCCUGCGAAGCAAGGGCACCUUCCAACAGCGCUGGCAAUUGCUGACCACCCCUGUCUGGGGCCACCACCAUCUGGAAUACAUGACACCCGAAGCAGAGGCAAAGUUGCUGCCACCACCAGACAGUCUCGCUGCGGCCCCGCCAGAGAAGGCUACGCUUUUUGAGACUGUGAUUUAAUGUCUCUUGCCCGCUUCCAGUAGGAAUAACACAAGACCCUCCCCCCCCCAACUCCAAGGUCAAGCGGAGAGGGAAGAGGCCAAGGGAGAAUGGGCAUAACGGGGCGGAGGGAGUCCCUUGCAAAUUAGAAGACCUUUGCCCUGUUCCACUUUUGGUUGCAUUGUG
Messenger RNA from Thamnophis elegans (Western terrestrial garter snake), 2367 nucleotides. RefSeq names its product sodium- and chloride-dependent creatine transporter 1-like. Gene Ontology annotation, biological process: sodium ion transmembrane transport. Lineage: Eukaryota; Metazoa; Chordata; Lepidosauria; Squamata; Natricidae. The coding region runs from base 262 to 2202 and encodes 646 amino acids. The record is from RefSeq and is a predicted model, not a curated record. Gene Ontology annotation, cellular component: membrane. The transcript has 14 exons.